Messenger RNA from Erinaceus europaeus (western European hedgehog), 1865 nucleotides. Its product is annotated as olfactory receptor 52B4-like. The transcript has a single exon. The record is from RefSeq and is a predicted model, not a curated record. Gene Ontology annotation, molecular function: G protein-coupled receptor activity; olfactory receptor activity. Gene Ontology annotation, cellular component: membrane. NCBI's taxonomy places the organism in Eukaryota, Metazoa, Chordata, Mammalia, Eulipotyphla, Erinaceidae. The coding region runs from base 918 to 1865 and encodes 315 amino acids. Gene Ontology annotation, biological process: G protein-coupled receptor signaling pathway.
AGUAUUCUCUUAGGUUUAGUUCUGAAAGGUCUUUUUGCCCUUGAUCCAUUUAUAAAUGAUACAAGCAUUUUAAUAACUCAAGAAAUCUUAAAAUUCUAAAUACAUUUCUUAGAGUUAAUGACAAGACUCCUGAGACUCUCAAUUCUGAUUUGGAAACUCAGUGAAGACACUGUUUCUCUCACUGUGUUGUUUGAAGCCCAUGGCUUAUUCACGGGGAACCCUAAGUGACAUUUUUAUGAUAGUCCUUGAACAUAAAGAUAAAAAAGGCACACUCACACACGUAUCCGUAAACUACUGCAAAAUAUAUACCUGAAAGCAGAAGUACACUAGAGUUUGCAGUGAGUAUCCCCCUAACACUUCCUCUCCACUAUUCCAAACUUUGGGUCCAUGAUUGCUCAACAACUUGUUUGGCUUCGUAUGUUAACUCUCUUUUCAGUCACCAGGUUCCAGAUGUCAUCAGGAUGCCGGCCAGGCUUCCCUGGACUGAAGACCCCACCAAUGUGUCCUGGAGCUCAGCUUCCCCAGAGACCCACCCUACUAGGGAAAGAGAGAGGCAGACUGGGAGUAUGGACCGACCAGUCAACGCCCAUGUUCAGCCGGGAAGCAAUUACAGAAGCCAGACCUUCUACCUUCUGCAACCCACAAUGACCCUGGGUCCAUGCUCCCAGAGGGAUAGAGAAUGGGAAAGCUAUCAGGGGAGGGGGUGGGAUAUGGAGAAUGGGUGGUGGGAAUUGUGUGGAGUUGUACCCCUCCUACCCUAUGGUUUUGUUAAUUAAUCCUUUCUUAAAUAAAAAAAAAAAAAAGGCAUACUCAGGAUGGACCUGGAUCAGGUAGUUGCCCGCCAGAGACCAUCUUUGAGCUUAAUCUAUGUUUCCUCUGUCUUGGUGACUAGCAAGUGAGGCAAGACUUCUGGAACUAUGACGAUGCCCUUAAACCGCACAGGUGUCAGCCACACCAUCUUCCGCUUGCUGGGGAUCCCUGGGUUCCAGGACCUGCAUCUGUGGAUCUCUCUUCCCUUCUUCAUUUCCUACAUUAUCUCCCUGCUUGGGAAUGGCCUGCUCCUCUUCAUCAUCCUCUCACGGCGCAGCCUCCACGAGCCCAUGUAUCUCUUCAUCUCCAUGUUGUCUGGAGCUGACAUUUUUCUCUCCACAUGCAUUGUCCCUCAGGCCUUGGCCAUCUUCUGGUUCCAAGCUGGGGAGAUCUCCCUGGAUCGCUGCCUAACUCAGAUCAUUUUUAUCUCUGCAACAUUCAUCUCCGAGUCAGGGAUCUUGCUGGUGAUGGCCUUUGACCGCUACAUCGCCAUCUGCUCCCCACUGAGAUACACUGCUAUUCUCACACACGCACUCAUUGGGAAAAUCGGGGUGGCCAUCUUUCUGAGAAGUUAUUGUACUGUGUUGCCUGUGAUAUAUCUUUUGAAAAGACUGACUUUCUGUAAAAGUAACAUCCUUCCAAACACCGCUUGCAAGGACAUCAUGUUAGCCCACCUCUCCUGUAACGACAUCCGAAUAAACAUCUGGUAUGGCUUCUUUAUCCUCAUGUUAACGUUGGUCUUAGACAUUGUGCUAAUUUUUAUCUCCUAUCUGUUUAUUCUCCGUGCCGUCUUCCGCAUCCCCUCCCGAGACGCUCGAGCAAAAACCCUCAACACCUGCGGCUCCCACAUCUGUGUCAUUCUUCAUUUCUACGGGCCGGGGAUCUUCUCAAUCCUCACUCAGCGUUUUGGCCGCCACGUCGCACUCAGCGUUCAGGUCGUGCUGGGCAACGUGUACAUUCUCAUCCCGCCCAUGUUAAACCCCGUCAUCUAUGGCGUUAAGACCAAACAGAUCCGGGAACAGCUGGUCCAUUUGUUAAUUCCAAAGCACAAGUGA